AUGGCUAAACCCAAUCCUGUUGUACAAAUCCCCAUUACGUGGCCUCAGGGUACAUAUGGGUUAACACAGACAGAAGGCAAGCACGUAUGCCCAAGUACACCUGGCUUCACCUGGCACACUGGAUGGCGUAAACACGACACAGAAAAACGCAACGACUGGUCUGAUGGAAACCAUUUUGUUGGACCCUACUGGAACAACGAUAUGUACGACAACUUCUGUAUGAAACACGAAACUAAAGUUACAGAAUACGACUGGACCUGGCCCGAUGGCCAAUAUUGCGUCUACCAGGCAGGCUCAAAUUGCCCUUCGAACCUAAAGUCAGGCGCGAUCUUCUGGGAUGAUAAAAAUACUGGUCACGACGACUUCGGAGGACAUCUUCCGAAAGGCACCUAUAACCACGACACCAAGAUGUACUUCUGCUGUCAAGAUGAUGGAUUCACCACAAAAGAAAUAUACCUUCCUACUGACAGUCCAUUCUACUUGUUCCCAUAUAUCGCGGACCAUUGUCAAAAGGUUGCUGGUAUGACUGCGAGUAUGGAAUUUUUCUGGUUUGACAAUGAAAAUACCAGCAAUGAUGAUUAUAAAUUUGGUUACUAUCCAUAUUCCUAUGGACAUAAAGGUCAUCUUAUACACUAUUGCUACUAUACUCCUAAGUAAUUAGAAAUACAUCAGUAAGACAAUUAAGAUAUUUUUUUGUUAGAAUCCUAGCUGUCGGUAAAUAUCUCGUCGAUUUAUAACCGAAUUCAUUCAUUCAUUCAUUACUUAGCCUUUUAAAAAUCAGAAUACAAUUUGUGCGUACAGUAAAAUAAAAAUAAAAAAACAAAAUUGACAAUACAAAAAACUGUAAGUAGUCCAGAAUUAGC
This is a messenger RNA of Anneissia japonica, 863 nucleotides long. RefSeq lists its product as uncharacterized. Lineage: Eukaryota; Metazoa; Echinodermata; Crinoidea; Comatulida; Comatulidae. Gene Ontology annotation, cellular component: membrane. The transcript is spliced from 3 exons. Gene Ontology annotation, molecular function: wide pore channel activity. The record is from RefSeq and is a predicted model, not a curated record. Bases 1 to 657 code for a protein of 218 amino acids.